UCCGCCGCCGCCGGCCGCCAUCUUCCCGGUUUGCACAAGCGCCGCUGCUCCUCUGACGGCGGCGGCGGCGGCGGCAGCGACGGCGGCGGCGGGAGCGGGCAAAACAAUCACUGCGAAUGUGGUCUCCAGUGCCCAGUGUCUGUCAUCAUGCCUCGGAAAAUUGAGGAAAUCAAGGACUUUCUGCUCACAGCCCGGCAGAAGGGUGUCAAAUCUGUCAAGAUCAAGAAGAACAAGGAUAAUGUGAAGUUCAAGGUUCGCUGCAGCAGGUACCUUUACACCCGGGUCAUCACAGACAAGGAGAAGGCUGAGAAGCUGAAACAGUCCCUGCCCCCUGGUUUGGCAGUGAAGCAACUGAAAUGAACCAGACCUCUCUGUUUUGACCAUUGAAACCCCUGAAAAGUCCAAAAAAAAAUUACACAUAUGUACUACCUUCUA
Messenger RNA from Peromyscus leucopus (white-footed mouse), 435 nucleotides. Its product is annotated as 60S ribosomal protein L38-like. Gene Ontology annotation, cellular component: ribosome; cytosolic large ribosomal subunit. Lineage: Eukaryota; Metazoa; Chordata; Mammalia; Rodentia; Cricetidae. The record is from RefSeq and is a predicted model, not a curated record. Gene Ontology annotation, biological process: protein-RNA complex assembly; translation. Gene Ontology annotation, molecular function: structural constituent of ribosome. The transcript has 2 exons. The coding region runs from base 148 to 360 and encodes 70 amino acids.